Messenger RNA from Pollicipes pollicipes, 2128 nucleotides. Its product is annotated as leucine-rich repeat-containing protein 15. Gene Ontology annotation, molecular function: protein binding. The coding region runs from base 197 to 1801 and encodes 534 amino acids. The transcript has 3 exons. NCBI's taxonomy places the organism in Eukaryota, Metazoa, Arthropoda, Thecostraca, Pollicipedomorpha, Pollicipedidae. The record is from RefSeq and is a predicted model, not a curated record.
AUCUGCGGCGGUGUCGGCGGCUGAGACUGCCGGAUGUCGGCUGAGGAGGACGAAGGCUUCCGCAGUCACUUGAUACCGACGCUGAUGAAGGGACUGAGAGAUCGGAGGCACCACCAUUGCCGAGCAAAAAAGCACGAUAAGUGUUCAUCGGCAUGAGAUGAAACCAACUAUUGUCUGACGGCGCGGCGGUGAGGUCAUGACACCGCGGCCGCCGCCGGCCGUGACCUCCGUGACCCUGGUGACCCUGGUCGGCCUGGCGAGCCUGCUCGACCUCGGGUCAGCCCGUUGCCCGGGCCAGUGCCGCUGCGACCGCAAGAUCUCCGACUGCAGCCACGCGCGCCUCGACACCGUGCCCAUCAUCCUCAAUCCGCGCAUUCACAUCCUUCGACUUCAGGGCAACAACAUCGGUAGCAUCGAGGACACGCUCGGCUUCUACGCGCACCUGCUUGAGCUGGACCUGUCCAACAACAGCCUCGACUCGCUGCUGGAGCAGCAGUUUGUGCGACAGGGUGACCUGCAGCGACUGAACCUGAGGAAAAAUCGCGUCACUGGCCUGAUGCGCUCCACGUUCGAAGGACUUGACAGGCUCACGGAGCUGGACCUCAGCGACAACAUGCUUACCACGCUGGAGGCAGGCGUCUUCAAGUGGAUGGAGCGUCUGAAGCACCUCAACCUAGCGAGGAACAGGAUACGAAUGAUAUCCCGCGACGCUUUUGAAAACGUUUACGAGCUGCUUACUCUGGAGCUUGGGGAGAAUGACAUCAGCCACGUGCCGUCAGAUGCCUUCCGUCAUCUGGGGACGCUCCGCGUUCUGCGCAUUGGUCACAACAGUCUCCAAGAAGUGCCUUUCCAUGCUUUCUUUAUGCUCCAAUCGUUGCGCAACUUGACGCUUGCCCACAACCGUAUUUACCGGAUACACCCCGAGGCGUUCGCGGAUCUCCUCGAGCUGCGUCGUCUGGAUAUCGGCUUCAACGAGCUGGACAAGUUCCCAGCCACGUCCCUGGCUCUCCCAGGUCUGGAGGUGCUGCACGCCGGGGGAAAUCGCUUCUCCUCGCUACACGUGCAUCAUAUGGACAGUCUGCAUCGGCUGCGCGUUCUCCGAGUCUGUCACAGCCAGGAGCUGUCCUCAGUGACGGGACAUAUCUUCAGCAACAACCUCCUCCUGGAGGAGGUCCACCUGUGCGAGAACCCGCAGCUGACGUGGUUUCCCCCGGAGGUGGUAAACACGCUGCCUAACCUCAAAGUGCUUAAUCUCGGCGGCAACAGCCUGGGCACGCUGGAGAACAUGACGUCGCUGCUCCAGCGCGUCGAGGCCUUCAACGUGAGCGGCAAUCCCCUAGUGUGCAACUGUUCGGCGCAGUGGCUGUGGGACCUUCCCGCCCACCUGCCAAACACCUCAGUGCUCUCCCCGAUCCGCUGUGUGGACUCGGGCCGCCUUCUGACUGAGCUCAGCGAAGCCGACCUCGGCUGCGGCACGUGGCUCGCACCACUGCUCGUCGCCGUCGCCGCGUUCGUGCUCGUCUUCUGCGCCAUAUUUGUCGCCCUGCUGCUGCUGCGCAGGCGGCGGCGGCGCGAUCGCCAGCUCACGUGCAUCCGGGACGUGCGGAGCUACUCGAACCAGUGGGAGGACAUGCUGAGCGACGCCGACGACGUCAAGGGCAGCCGCGUGUUCGGCGAUGAGGUGAAGGCGAGCCGGAUGUUCACGCAGGUGGAUCCGGACUACGGCUCGCUGUCCAGGCUCGAGCACUUCACUUUCCAAAGUCCCGAGCACCAGAAGAAGAUUCCCGUGACGGUCGUGUGAGGCUUUGUCGGGCAUGGGAGGCGGGGCCACACUCUCAUCUUGCUUCCUCCUCCUGGACAGUGACGAAGAGUCCUGCCGGUUUUCUAUGGAGAGUUUAGACGCCUGGUGCUCGGGCAAGCGCUGUCUCGAGGCGGCGUGUCCCGCUUCGCUCCGUCCGAGCGCGCGCUUCGCCGUCUCCACGCCGCGAGGAGACCGUCCGCUUGUUCCUCUGAGCAAUAGACAUCGACUGCGCCGGUAUCGUCACGGCGGCAUGCGCUUUACAUGCAACGACCCUGGCAUAACGAACCGUGACCAGAAUAGCGGCGCCCAUUGCUGGAAUAAAUAUCU